GGGGACACCUGAAAAGGAGGAAGAAAGUCGGUGCCAUUUGGCGACGUCGCCGCCAUUGUGAGCUGCCAGGGCCCGCCAGUGAAUAGUCAAAUAAAACUUUUAAAUGUGUGAAAGGCAGGCCAGAAUAGUAGCCUGGGGAUUCGAAACUCUGACCUCGGUGCAAAUAAUACUGUUUUAAAUUCAAUAUGCACGGAUUUCCAUACAUGCCGUUUUCGAUUGAUCUUAAUAGAGAAGAAACCUUAUUUCUUUAGCAGGGGAGAAGAUUUUUAGCCGUGGGGAAGAGAUAGAAAGUGAGUGUGCUUCGACUGGCGUUGAUAUAUCACAGUGGGCAUGUCUUUCAACUUUGGGACCGCCAAUGGGGCGGUUCAAUUACAGCAACUUCAGCAGAUCGUGCCUCGCAUGUUCUGCACAAGGAAUGCGGACGGACUACAGGGAGGAUCCUCGCUACCGACUGCGUCUGCUGAGGCGUAUUACGGGAGAACUUUGAAUUUGUACGAUAGUUUGUAUGAAGAUAGCAGCAGCUUGUGUAAUGAAGACGAGGAAGCCAGCGGAGCAGGGAAUCGAUAUGUGGAGAAGAAGAGGCGGCUGAGCGUAGAGCAGGUGAAAUCGCUGGAGAUGAGCUUUGAAGUGGAAAAUAAAUUGGAGUCAGAGAGGAAGAUGCGGCUGGCUGCGGAAUUAGGGCUUCAGCCGAGGCAGGUGGCGGUUUGGUUUCAGAACCGAAGAGCAAGGUGGAAGAACAAGCAGCUACAGAAAGAGUACGACCAGUUGAAGCAGCAAUUCAACGUUGUACUCUACGAAAAGGAGAAACUACGAGCCGAGGUUGCAAGGCUGAAGCAGGAGCUUCACGACGCUGGAAAAGGUCAGAAGACGGAACAACACAAGGAAAUUGAGCAGCCUACGAUUACAUCCUCCGACUGUACCGCAAUAUUAGCCACAACUCAAAACAACACAGAAGAAGAGGAAACGCAAGAUACUGUUGUCGACAACAAAGCUGAAGAAGGAAGAGAACAGAGCAUGAGUCCUGCCAGCUUCUGCAGCCACGCCGAUUCGAAUCCUACACAAAUGAACAGCGAAAAAAGCAGACAAAAAAUUCAAACUCUGAUGUACACUCAUAAUUUUUGUGAUGAUUUUUAUUACGAUGACUGUGCAAUAACAGCAGAGGAGAGCCAGUGGCUUACCUUCUGUUCACACGCCAAACCCUGAAAUAGUAGUUUACCUUGGUAUGAAUAUAGGUCACGCCCAUUUUCUCUACAAUUGUCCGUAUGUAAUUGUCGGCGUACCGAACAAGUAAUAUAGACAAAAUGUUAAUGUAUUGCGUUUUGGGGUUGCUUGUCUUUUUGCCGUACAUGUGAGUCUGUGGUCCGUUCAAGACUAAGCAACGUGUUUGUAGUCCUUAGAGUGGGACCAAUGGAAGGGGCGACUGGCCUUAUUUUUAUUAAUCAUCCAGUGCAUGCAUUCCAUUAAACAAUGAAACUGCUGAAACAUCAAAUUUCUGCUUCA
Cryptomeria japonica (Japanese cedar) is the source of this 1500-nucleotide messenger RNA. Its product is annotated as homeobox-leucine zipper protein ATHB-21. The transcript is spliced from 3 exons. Gene Ontology annotation, cellular component: nucleus. Gene Ontology annotation, molecular function: sequence-specific DNA binding; DNA-binding transcription factor activity, RNA polymerase II-specific. Lineage: Eukaryota; Viridiplantae; Streptophyta; Pinopsida; Cupressales; Cupressaceae. Bases 331 to 1203 code for a protein of 290 amino acids. Gene Ontology annotation, biological process: positive regulation of DNA-templated transcription. The record is from RefSeq and is a predicted model, not a curated record.